AGCCCAUUUCUGUGAUCUUCUCAUCUGUACUGUUCGUCUCUCCUACUCGAUCCUUCAUCGCUUUCUUCCUCUGCGAUUCUCCUCUCUCCUGUCGUUCUCGUCGAGCUCUGAUCUGCAUCUUCUCCCCCUUCUGCCAUUGCUCAGCUCAACUGAAAGAGAAAUAAAGCGUAGAGAAGAGGUUUACCAUUGCUUUUCCUCCAUGGCUCAUACGGAGGAUUACAUGAGGAGACAGAUUGCAGCAAUCCUGCAACUUAGGAGCCUAACUAAAUGCAUUAAAGAAGACAGGGUUCCUUGCCAAAUCGAAGAGGGUCUCUUCUUGGGAUCUGUCGGAGCUGCGAAUAAUAAGGACGAAGUCAAACGGCUCAAUAUCACGCACAUACUGGUCGUGGCUAAAUCAAUUGGGCCUGCCUACCCGACUGAAUUUGUUUAUAAAGUUAUUGAAGUUACGGACAAAGAAGACGUUAAUAUAAGACAACAUUUUGAUGAGUGUUGUGAAUUUAUCAAUGAGGCCAAGAGUCAGGGAGGUGGCGUGCUGGUACAUUGCUUUAUGGGGAGAUCCCGGAGUGUUAGUGUCGUUGUUGCUUAUCUGAUGAAGAAGCACGGGAUGAGCCUUUCUCAAGCUAUGGAACACGUGAAGAGCAAGAGGCCACAAGCAUCUCCUAAUUCUGGUUUCCUAUCACAGCUUCAGGAGUAUGAGAAAUCCCUUGGCACCGCUUGAUCACUAUAACUGGGUAGAAUCACAGACGAAGAUAAGAAGCAAACAGGGCAGUCGAAAACAAGAUUCUGCAUCAUUUCAUUUGCAAAGCAGGUCUUUAUUUGUGAAUAUAUCACCACAGAUUCAGGAAGAUAUUGCUGGACUCAGGAUUCUGAUAUGUAAGCUGGGGACAGUUAUUCUAUAUCGGAAUAUGUAAAUCUAGAUAGAUGAUUUAAUAAAGGGACGAUGUUUCCGAACUUCAUAAUUUUUCUAGCUGUAUGAUAUACUAAUUUCUGCAAUACAUUUGUGCUCCAAGUCGAUAUAUUUAUA
Punica granatum (pomegranate) is the source of this 1024-nucleotide messenger RNA. The record is from RefSeq and is a predicted model, not a curated record. NCBI's taxonomy places the organism in Eukaryota, Viridiplantae, Streptophyta, Magnoliopsida, Myrtales, Lythraceae.